AACAGUUGUGUUUUGCCUGCGAAGCUGCGCGGUAGGCACUGAGGCGAUGGCAAUGGCAAUGGAAAUGACGAUGAUGUAUCAAAUGAAAUGGUUAGUCGCGCUGCUGAUGACGCUCUUCACAUCUACUGCGGCUGGCCAAACACAGCUGCCAGAUGAAGCGACGUCCGCAUUGCCGUCUACCCCGUCGCCGACGACGCCGCAGCCCUCGCUGCCCAAAUUGCCGGUGGCUGUGCACUACGAGACGCUCUGCCCGGACAGCGUUUACUUUAUCCGGCGACGCCUGUACGACGCGCUCCUGGACAACGAUUGGUGGAAUCGCACCGACUUGAAGCUAUAUCCCUUUGGCAAGGCGGCAUUCUAUAACAACACAGAGCUCGGACAACUGCAGGUGUUCUGCCAGCACGGCGACGAGGAGUGCGAGCUGAAUGCUCUGCACGCCUGUAUCCUGGAGAAUCUGGAGCUACGGCAAGCCUUCGAUCUGAUCUACUGCAUGCUGCGCUCCUACUUCAACAACAUCGAGGUCUGCGCGGCACACCUCAAGCUGGACGUCUCACUUGCCCAGGAGUGCAAGCGCACGCGCAAGACGGCGGAUAUUCUGCUACCGUAUGGCAAGGAAACGUUGUCACUGCAGAUUUCCUUUGUGCCCAGCAUUGUGUUUGACGGUAAUUUCCAGGCCUAUGAGCAGAACAGCAUUCGCUAUAAUUUCGAGCGCCACUUUUGCCAUCAGUAUCAGCAGAAGUUUAAUAUUAAGCUACCCACUUGUGGUUAAGCACACAYACAUACAUAUGUACAUACAUAUGUAUUGCAACAGCAUCAGAUAAAUAAAGUGAAUAAUUUUGAUGCUAA
This is a messenger RNA of Drosophila arizonae, 846 nucleotides long. It is a transcript of the gene GILT3, whose product is annotated as Gamma-interferon-inducible lysosomal thiol reductase 3. Lineage: Eukaryota; Metazoa; Arthropoda; Insecta; Diptera; Drosophilidae. The record is from RefSeq and is a predicted model, not a curated record. Gene Ontology annotation, molecular function: oxidoreductase activity, acting on a sulfur group of donors, disulfide as acceptor.